AUGGCUAUAGCUUCCGCCACCGCUGAAAAGUGGUUUUAAAUCUUGUUCAAAAAUAUGUGUUUCCCCGUUCCACCUGCAGGUUUGUGAAUAGUAUUGGACUAGAAGCACCACAUUAAUGAUAUGGCACAGGCUCCUCCAUCUGCACGUGUUCUUCUUGGGUUUAAGGAUGCUUUGCAAGAAAGUGAUGCCUCUUCAUGGGAUGUGAGCAAAAUAGGUGGUCUGCCUGAUGCCCUCCCUUCUGUGAGAAAGCUAUUACCAUCCUGUGGUCUGUGUUCUGCAGUUCUAUGCCAUGUUGUCCAGGUGUACUGCCCAAUGGAAGGCUCACCAUUCCAUCGUGUUGUUCAUGUGUUUGCCUGUUCCAGGAAGCCAUGCUGGGGUAAACGUGAGAGCUGGGUGGCAUUAAGAUCACAGAGUCUUGAAGGUCAUGGCCCACAAAUGAAAGAAACCACCGUUCCACAGAAGGAUAAUGCUGUACCUACUGAUUGGUGUGAAGAUGCAGAUAAUUGGGGCCUAGAAGAUGAGGAGCCUGUAGUUCGGAUUUCACCUAUAACUGCUAAUUUCCAGGCUACAAACAACCCUGCAGCACCUACUCACACAGACUUCUCGUUUCAGCUUGAGCACCUAACCUUGUCUGAUAAAAUGGAUGGUGUUCAGACAGCUGAAACUGUGUUUCCCUCUUAUUAUAUAGCUGUUGCUGAAGAGGAGGAAUGCACUUGGAAAGGUGAUCUUAAUCAUGCUCAAAGACUUCUGAAAGAGUAUGAGCAAAGAGAGGGGCGCCUAUCAGAUGAACCAGAAAGCUGUGUGGGAAAAGGAGAAUCUGAAAAGUAUGAGAAGUGUGACUUGCCGAACAGUGAUAUUCUAUUCUACAAGUUUCUGAAGAAGAUCUCCACAUGCAGACAGCAGAUUCUCAGAUAUUCAUGGAAUGGUACCCCUCUUUACAUAAGCCCCCCUGAUGCUGCCUCAGAACCCCAACCAUGUACACAGUGUGGAGGCCGCAGAGUGUUUGAGUUCCAACUAAUGCCAGCUCUUGUUAGUCUGCUUCAGGAUGCUGGAACAGAUGUGCUGUUGGAGUUUGGAACAGUCCUUGUUUUCACUUGUGAGAGGAGCUGCUGGGAGGUUGGAGACAGGAUGCCAGUUCAAGAGUUCUGCAUUGUGCAGGAGGAUCCAGACCAAAAGUAUUUUAAAUAGAAUUGCAACCUUUUCUCCAAUGCAUCAGUUCAUUGUGGAACAAAAAAACUAACACAAUUUUAUAAGGGGAUUCCUGAGCAGAUCUUAACUCCCAGGAGAACUUUUUUGAAAACAUUACAACACAGUAAUGGAUGCAAAAUAUAACAGUAUUUGGUGCCAUAUUAUGAUGUAAUAUAAACAUUUUCUCUACAUUUUCCCUUUGAUGUAACUUUAUUAUAUGAUAUAAACCUGGAUUAGACUGGAACAAAAGGAGUGAUUGCACUGUGCUCCUCUCUUUUACACUCUGGAACAUAGUACACCAACGCAGAAGCCAGCAUAAACUCCCUUGUAUCAAAGAAUGUACUUUAUGUAUUUAGCAAGAUAAAAAAAUGCAUCAUUACCAAACUCCUCUGCAAAAACCCUACUUGUUUACUGUGAUAGAAAACAGCUGUUUGUCUUGGCUGUAGCCCCUGAACUGCAAGAAAGAAAUCUUGUUUUUGGCAGUGUGGGAGUACAGUACCUCUUAAGCACAGAUUUAUCAUCUGAACGAUAUUAUCAUCAUCAUCAUCAUCGUGUAUUUAUAAAGCACCACAGCGCUGUACAUACAGAUUUACAUACAAAAAUAAUAACCAAUAACAGAAACAAGAGAUAAAGAGAACCCUGUCCCAAUCCAAUUUAUUUAUGUAUCAAAAUGCCCUUCCUAGUUAAGCACUAAGAUGAGUGCUAAAAUAUUUGGAAAAAAAACUUGUCUGUUAUUAAAAACAGUAUUUCAGACUGAAUUCAUUCUUUCCAGUUAAAAUGAUGACAUGCAAACAUAAGGAUGCAUGGUAAUGUUUAGGGCACUGUUUUAUUUUUCUACUCCUAUACCAGCCUUUCAUUUCAUCCACCCCGGGAGAGCUGCUGCAGCCAUACCCGCAGAAGGACUUUUCCUCCUCCCCUUAUAUGUGUUACCCCUGUGAAAAUAAAGACACACAGUGCUGCUUGGAGGUGUAAACUGUGUAAGUCACAGCUUUAUUGUUGAUAAACAUAAUAAAUUGUGUAUUUUUAUUGAUCCUAAGGAAGGCAAAAAACCUCUGAUAAGCUUGGGCCUUUACUUGUGCUUUACUAGAGGGAAAAAUUCCCAUCAUUAAGCUGCUGAGUGAAUACUGCAUUCCUUUACAUUCAGUUGGACCCCAGGCAGCCUGCAGACCCCUACUUCUGCAGUCUGAGGUGGAGGGAAAAAGAAUGUAAUUUCUACCUAGUGAUUUAAUGAUGAUGCUGUGUAUAAAACCAUAUAAUGGAUUUUAGGGGCACUGCAGGUGGAAUAGUGGUGGCUGGAAGGGGAAGCACCGCGAUGGAAUGUGUUGGGCAGUAGUGAAGGCACAGCUAGUGGAAUUAGGUUGGUUGAAUUCUGCUAAUGAGGGUACCCAGACAGGUUCAUCUGUACUUGGUACCCAUGAAAUUGGUGGUGGUGCUGUCAGCAAGUGCCUUUUUCAAUAUGUUCAGAAGGGCCCACCUGCAAGAACCAAACAAAAUAACUUAUCUUUGCCUUAGCAGGUGAUAUCUCUGGAGAAACCCUAAAACACUUAGGGGUACACUUAUCUCUAAUUGGGCGCUGAAGUAAAAUUAAAAUAAAGUGUUGUUGCAACUUUUCCCAUAACUUUCUAUGAUUGCAAAGAAAGUUGCAAAUCACAGUUUUUUGGGUAUUUUAAAGCCAUUUGCACAAGCGCAAUUUUUUGGGGGGAAACUAUGGUAUUUUUUUUCUUAUUUUUUAUUCUAUUCUCUCAUCGUACAAAAUCUCAGAAUUGCAACUGAUUUCAAUAUAUCAGCCCCUAACUCUAUUCAUUACAAAAUAGCCAUAAUUUAGGGAAUAUUUCCAUUUGAGCAAACAGCAUAGAAAGAAGAGAAGAGAGAGAAGGAUGGAUUUUAUAUUGCACCUUAAUAUCUCUCAUUGUUCCACAUCAGUAUAGCCUUGUUGACAGCCUCUAGGUCUUCGUAGAAGCCUUUUAGGUGGGCUUUGAUAUAUUUAUAGUCCCCUCAGAACUCGGCCUUGAGAAGGAAUCGCCACCAUUUUGUUAUUUUGAUGCAAUCCCUUGCCAUCCACAGAUCGUACAGCACCAUCCUAAUUUCACCUGUUUUCUGGCCCCUAAUGCACUCCAAAUAGGCGCCUCAAAAUCUUAAAGACAUACAGAUCAGCUGCUGCUGUGCAGAUACCUUCUGUGCUAUGAAUGGCCCAGCAGGUCCAGCUGGCUUUGGUGCUACAACAGUGGUUCUGAUUCCUGGCAUGCUUUUGGCAAGCAGAAAAUGGAAUAUAAUAUACUGUAAUAACAAACUGGAAUAAACAUGUGACACAUGUAUCUUUAUUAGACUCUAUAUUACAGCUUGCACAGUCCUUCCCUUGCCCCCCAAAGCUGCUGCCCAGUAGCACAGACAUUCAUUAGGGAGACACCCACUGACAUAUCUAAUGUCACAUUAAAGGACAUAAAACAUAAUAUCAUCUGUUGUUAUGUCCUACUGGGGGCUUGGUCUUCUCUUCUUUAAAAGGCUACACACUGGCCUGAUAUAGUUGUGUCCUGAUUGGGCGCUGCCAUCUUGCCCCUGGCUCUCAGGUAUCCCCUGAGCCAGUUCAGUGGACGCUCAGUAUAGAACUUUUCCAAUGAUUUUUGGUCGGCUCAUACGCUGGCACAGCAGGGUGUUGCUAAAGUGCAU
Xenopus tropicalis (tropical clawed frog) is the source of this 3855-nucleotide messenger RNA. RefSeq names its product programmed cell death 2-like (gene pdcd2l). The transcript has 8 exons. NCBI's taxonomy places the organism in Eukaryota, Metazoa, Chordata, Amphibia, Anura, Pipidae. Gene Ontology annotation, cellular component: cytoplasm; cytosol. The record is from RefSeq and is a predicted model, not a curated record. Bases 121 to 1188 code for a protein of 355 amino acids.